This is a messenger RNA of Effrenium voratum, 2754 nucleotides long. Lineage: Eukaryota; Dinophyceae; Suessiales; Symbiodiniaceae. The record is from the annotation of a GenBank genome assembly.
GGCUGGACCUCUCGCGCAACAAGCUGGGCCUCGCAGGUGGCAUGUCCACUUUAGCAGCUCAGAAGAGGAAAGGGUGGCGAUCACUUCGAAUCUCGGACAUCGGGGAGAGCGAAGGUAAUCCCAGGAAGCCUUUGAUGCUUGCGCCACUGGCGCGGUCACUGGCGGAGUGUUUGCGGGGCAAGCUGCUUACCGACCUCGAGUGUGGUAGCAACGGCUUGGGGGAGCAAGCCUGCUGCCAGCUCGCGGAAGCUCUUGGCAGUUGUGAGCCAACUUUGCGGCGCUUGGCGAUGCCGCAGACAGGCUUCGGGCUCCGCGGCUGCGCAGCCUUGGGCCAAUCCUUGUGGCCCGACAAAGGCGCCGCGGGCCUGCGGAUCCUGGACCUCUCCUGCAACCAACUGGUGGAUGCCUCCAUCGAGCUUUUGUCUGACGGCCUCUCGCGCUGCGGCGCCCUGCAAGAGAUGCAGCUGGCCGACAACGCCAUCAGCUGCCGCGGAAUCGCUGUGCUGGCAAACGCGCUGCACGCGCAGAGGCAGCUGAAUGCAACAGAAGAGGGCGGCACAGGCGUGGUGGUGCUGAGUCUGCGGGGCAACCCCGUGGGCAGCGCGGGGGCUAAAGCUUUGGCUGCACUGGCCGCAGCGAGCACUCAGGACAAGCGCUGCUUAAGCCUCGACUCCCCCUGGGGCCUCGAAUCACUUGACUUGGCCCAAGCCCAGGUGGGGCGCGAGGGCCGGGACUCGCUGACCGCCGCCGUGGCCGCGCGGGCCGCUUUGGCGGAUGCGGCCAGCCGUCGCUUGGCAGAGGAGCCGCUGGACGAGGCAGGAGCGGAGCGUUUGAGAAGCAGAUGGGGCUUGCGACGUCCAUCCGCGCUCUCAGUGAUUGGCCUGGACUUAGGUAGCGAGACGGCAGAGCUGCAGCAAGCUGCCAGCGGUCGCUUUGCUGCUUGCUGGCCUUUGGCCGGCUCUGGGCUCACCUGCAGAGAAUCACUCUGGCGGAGCCUGACGGAGGAGCCCAGCUCGGAGGAGGCCCAUGAGGCAGCACUGGACCUUUCGCUGUACGAGGGAUACUUUGGCAACGACGGCGAAACUCCAAAGGAAAGGCCAGCUGCGACUGCUAAAAGUGCCACGGCCCCGGCCAAAGCGGAAAAGCGUGAGGAUUCGAGCACCAAAGGCAGUUUGCCGCCUGCCAAAGGCAAAGGAAAGCAAGCUGCCAAGGGCCCGGCUGCUCCUCCCAAAGGGAAGGGCAAGGGCCCUCCGAAGGGAAAGGGAAACAAAGAGGCCGGAGAGAAGGAGGCGAAACCAAAAGCCUCCGCAGCCCCGGCGCCUUUCGGACGACGAAUGCAUUGGGUGCAACCGCGGUACAGCCAGCCAGAUCACGACACCGUCUUCGGCGAAGCGCCUGCCAUCGACUUCGAUGCAGACGUCUUGGCCUCUUUGAUGAGUGGGGAAGGCAAAGGCGGUGGGAAAAGACGAAGCUCCAUCCAGAAGAAGGCGGACGGAAUCAAGGUGCUCGAUGCGUCCCGGGCACAGAACAUCGCUAUCGUCCUCAGCAAGUUGCCAGUCACUUCCGUGGAUUUGUGCGACGCGUUGGAAUGCUUGGAUUUCGGCAGAUUGGCGUUGUCCGACGAUCUGGUGGAGCUGCUUUCCGGAGUUCUGCCCACUUUCGAGGAGACUCAAAAGCUGAAAGUGCACAAAGAUGCCCCGGAGGUGCUGCGCGACAUCGAGCAGAAGGUCUUGCCCUUCUGUUUCUUGCCUCGAGCCACAGCUCGGCUGCGGCUUUUGCAGCUGGCAUCCUCGCACGCGGAUACCGCGCAGUUGCUGCAGCAACGGUGUUUGCACUUGAAGGACGCCGCCACAGAAGCCAUGACCAGCCGGGAGCUGCGCCAAGUUUUUACCAUCAUCCUGCGGGUUGGGAACUACAUCAAUCACGGCAUGAAGGUGGGUGGCGCCAGCGGUUUCUCAAUCGAAACGCUCCCAGCCAUCACCAGCUUCAAGCUCGGCAACGUCUCCACGCUGCACUUCUUGUGCUCCACGCUGAGGCAAGCGCAUCCCAACUUCGCGGAUCUGCUCGCGUCCAGCUUGCGGAAUAUUCCGGCGGCAGCUCGGGAAAAGAGCUCCAACUUGAGGUCCAGCGUGCAGGCCUUCCAACAAGAAGUAGACUUCGCAGACCGCGAGCUGCAGCACAUCGAGGACGGCACGGCUCUGGCAUCCAUGCAGCUACUGGCAGGGGACUUGCACAGGGAGCAGGAUGAGCUUCAGGAGGCUCUCACAGACGCGUUCGAGGCGUGCAACAAGUCCCAGCGCUACUUCUGCACGGAGGAAGCCCAAAAUGGCACAACGCCUCCGUAUGAGAACUUCUUCCAGCACUUGGCCACUUUUUUGGAGAGCCUCCGCAAGGCAUGGCAGGAGACGGAGCCCAAGAGGAAGGUGGAAAGGACGGCGUUGAACCCUUCGAAUGCGAAGCGGAGACCCAGGCCUAAGAAGGCCAACAGCCCGAGCAUUUCUCGACAGAUGCCAACGGAGCUCGAAAUGCGCGCGGUGGAAAGCAAGGAUAAGCACUGGGACUAUGUGGAUGUGGAGUCCCUGCUGGAUAAUAUCUUUAGUGCGGAGAAAGUGGAGGCGGCCGAAGAUGCACUGCAUGCGCCUUUGACCUCCGAUGCAGCGUCAUCAAGUCAGAGUGCUGCUCCAAAGGGCGACAUCCCACUGUGCGAUGUGGAUGAAUUAAUUGACAGCAUCUUUGAUUAGCCGUCGAAUUCCC